AUGCGCUCUCCCAUCCGAUUCGCCUACUUGGGCCUACUUGCAGUUGGGCUCACAUCAGCGCUGCCUUUUGAAGCAAUCGACAGCCAGCGCGGUGACGCCCGAGCGCCAGUCAGGUCGCGAGCAUAUGCUGUCAUCAACGUUGAUGGCACAUCGAGCAUCGAUGGCGCGAGCGAGGUCCAAGACCUCCAGCGCAGAGCACCAGCGAAAUCCUACUCAGUAGUCAACGUGGAUGGAGGCUCCCCGUCUACCUCGGAAGCGGCGCAAUCGGUCACUACCAAGACCGUUGCAGAACCGACGACUGUCUCACCCACCGAGACGGUUGUGUACACCCAGGAUACAACUAUAGUUGUCACGGAGACCCAACAUCCAGCGCCUUCCAUCACUCAGACUGUGGUCUACACAACCACUAUCGUCGCGUCCCCCACCACUGCACACAACACCUCCAUCUCUGUCAGCGUUGUUACGCUUCCUCCUUCAGUGGUUACUGUCACAGCAACCCAAACGGAUACGACAUCGUACUACGAUAACGGCAUGUGGCACACGUCGUAUGCCAUCAAGACCUUUCCGACAGUCAGUCCGUCGUGA
This is a messenger RNA of Lasiodiplodia theobromae, 585 nucleotides long. Its product is annotated as Carbohydrate binding family 6. The transcript has a single exon. Bases 1 to 585 code for a protein of 194 amino acids. The record is from RefSeq and is a predicted model, not a curated record. Lineage: Eukaryota; Fungi; Ascomycota; Dothideomycetes; Botryosphaeriales; Botryosphaeriaceae.